AGAGCUGAAAGAACAUCAUCAACACCUCCAGUGAAAACUACUCAGUUAUCAAGCAGAAAACUGGUAAUGGCUUCCCAAAUUGCUAAGACCUGUCAAAGCCUCACCACAGCUGAGGAGAUGAGAAACCAAACCAAGCUUGUGAUGCAGCCUUAUGCUAACUGGGAAAAAUACCUGACUCCUGCUCCACUCUCCAUAGCCAUCCUGGGAGAGCUGGUCUAUAUUUCAUCCAAAACAGAUUUCUCCAUCAACAAAAACCCACCAAAGGACGGCUACAAGUACAUCAAAUACCCAGAUUCAUUUCGUGCCUGUCUCAUGCAAGUGUGUAACUCUGGCUGGUGGGCUUUCAAUGAGGCCCACAAGAACAUGGAUCAGAUUCGGCUCCACACCAUGGCUGUCCCAGACUAUAUGAAGUCUGCAGUAAAAAUUCUGUUCCAAGGUGAUGAUGAGCUUGUUAAAGCCCAUCUUCCUGACCAGCUGGAGAACAUUCGUGUUAUAGCAGAUGACUGUCUUGCACUGGCUGAAUCAACAGAAAAGCGGUUCACUGACGUCUUAAAUAUUAUCCAAGAGCUGCUGGAAGCCUGUAUAAAUGCUGAGCACUUUUAUGGAGAAGAGCUGGAAGCAAUCAAGAAGAAGCUGGAGGAGGCCAAACUGAGAGCACAGACAUCAAAAGAAGUCAAUGAACGUAUGCAGAAGGCAGUGAAGGCCAUGGAAAAGGAGCUGCAGGAGGCACAAGAGAACUACUCAAAAGCACUGGACUCCCUGCCUAGUGGUUGGGAAAUGAUUGCUAUGGAUUUUGUUGCUGCAACAGCCGAAAGCAUUAUUACUCUGUUUAAUGGAAUGAUAAUCUUUUAUAGCAUAUAUAGGAACGUGAACAUAUCAAAUGCAACAAACAAGAAUAGUUCUGCAGAUCCAGUUGAUGAAAUAAACAUCUACAGCAAGUCUGCAGAAAUCCUGUAUUGUGCAGAGAUUUUUCUGCAGUAUGUGCAUGAGAAAGACAUCGACUGGAAGGGCUUGUAUGACCAGAAAAAGAAAGCUACAAGAACAGAUUUUUUGAAAGACCAAUUUCAGAGAAUCCUUGCCAAUAUGGAAAAAAUCUCAGAAUGUGAACCAAAACAAAGUGCCAAGGAGUUAUGUGAAGAGGGCAUAAACAUCUCCAAAGAACUGGCAUCAUAUGCACCAGAUGGGAAAUGUGAAGAAGCCAAAACAGAGGAGCUAAUUAAGAAAAUCAGAAAACUGACUGAAUCAGUCCGCAGUUUUGACUGCAAGAGCAAAAAUGUCACAAAAUCUCCUUCCCUGAUUCCAAAACCAACAAUGAUGUUUAAGGAGGAAAGUAAAUCUGAAGGCAUGAGUGCUUCAGGAAGGGCAACAGAGAAUGCCAGGUUCCGCAUAGAGCAGAGCCGAGCUCAACUGAACAACACCAGAGAGAUCUAUGAGAAGAGUGUGGAGAACAUGGAGAAAAACCAAAAGGAACUGACUGAAAUCCUGAUCACCAUGAGGAACUGUGAAGUCAAAGAGAUAGACUUUAACACCACCAUACAAAUGCUGGUCAAAGGGAUGGAUGCCAUGGGGAGAGUGAAGGAGCAGUGGGAGAAGAUGGUGCGCUUCUUUCAGAUGGUGUCCAACAUUGUGAAAAUCAGCCUGAGCAAAACUCUGAAAGGUUUUGUCUCCACAUCUGAGAAGACUCAGUCACUUUCCUACAACUCAAAGCUCUUCUCCAAAGACCUGCUCUACAGUCAAGCAUUUCAGGCCACUAACAUCGCCAGCCUCGUCCACAUGAUCUCAGCGACCUACACUGAAGUGUCUGACAAGUAUCUCAUGGAUCGUGUCAGCUCACUGGGGAAACUUAUGGCCAUGGACAAGGAAAAACCAGAGUUUGAGCAGGAGCGUCUGCAGUUACAGAACUCCUGUGAUGAAGCUCAGAAAGGUAUUUUAUGUCUUGUCCUUCAGAACAAAGACAAAUUUGAAAAGAACAGUAAAUCAAGACUGGAGAAGAUUGACAAAGAGUUGCUGGCCAUUCUUCCCUCUGCUACUCCAGAAGAGAUGAAGAGCAUCCAAGCAGCUGUUAAAAGUGGAUUUGAUAUGAAAUUGGAAGAUGAUUACUGCUGA
Molecule: messenger RNA, 2106 nt
Organism: Colossoma macropomum (tambaqui)
Lineage: Eukaryota; Metazoa; Chordata; Actinopteri; Characiformes; Serrasalmidae
Exons: 2
Coding region: 67-2106 (679 amino acids)
Source: RefSeq, a predicted model, not a curated record